AUGGUAUCAAAUAAUACAACAAUGGUCAUCAAUGUUUUACUAGAAUCAAAAUCAAUCAUCGAUAUUCUUAAUUUUAUAACACAGGAAGUUAUGAUAUAUGUUCCACUCGUAUUGGUCAUUUUAGGUUUCAUUGGAUUUAUUGGGAAUGUCUUUACAUUUCUUCAAUCUGAAUUUCGUACUAAUACUUGUUGCAUCUAUUUACUUGUUGGUUCAAUUGUUGAUAUUAUCAAUCUUAUAGUUAAUCUAUUCCCAUAUUUUCUUGCUGCAAAAUAUGGAUUAUAUUUUCCAUGGUAUAUAUCAUCAAGUAUGUGCAAACUUAAUGCAUUUCUUACUAUGUUUAUACCUCAUUUAUCUAUUAAUUUUGCACUUAUGGCUAUGAUCGAUCGAUUUGCUUGCACAUGUAGUCUUACAUCAUCAGUUAGACGAUUAAAUCAAUUGAAAAUGAUACCAUGGAUGAUUUGUGUUCUUCUAAUAUUUAGUGGUCUUGCAUCAAUCUAUGCACCUGUCCUAUAUGAUAAGGCAUUUGGAGUACCAUGGUGUAUGUUCACUUAUGUGAUGACAGCUAGUAUUUUUUACAUUGUAUUUAUGGGUUUCAUGCAACCAUGUCUUAUAUUAAUAUUUGUUUUAUUAACCUAUCGAAAUGUUCGUCGAAGUCGUCGACAAGUAGGUAUAACAAAUUUAGCUAGAAGAAAUCGUUCUCGAAAUCAAUUCAUUGUUAUGAUAUUUACUCAUGUUUUAACAACUGCAUUUUUUUCAUUACAAUGGAUUGUUAUGUUUACAUAUGUUUCAAUUACUAGUUUUAAUGUCAGCAGUUAUGACCAAUUUUUUUUUGAUCUUCAAAUCUUCGAAACACCAACAAAUACCUCUUUUAGUGAAAAAUAUUAA
Molecule: messenger RNA, 885 nt
Organism: Adineta steineri
Lineage: Eukaryota; Metazoa; Rotifera; Eurotatoria; Adinetida; Adinetidae
Source: the annotation of a GenBank genome assembly